ACUACGGAGUUUUUAUAGUCACCCGAAUAUUACUAGAAUUGAAUAUAAUUUGUAAGUGUAGAAAAGGAAAAUCGGUGGAGAAGUGAAAUUUUUAGUGCAAUGGCUUCAAAAUAUGAGGAAAAUUUAAAUUUAAGCACAGUAAAUAUAAGAAAAUAUGCCGAACCAUGUUGUGAGACAUCCUCGGAGGAAUAUAAGGACGUAGCAGUCGCAUUGACUGAUCUCCGACUUAAUAAAAAACAAUUUCCUGAAAAACAAUAUAAGGAUUUGCAGCCAAAAGGCAAAGAAGUUACGGGUCUUACGCAUGAAUGUGGUGUAUUUGGCGCUAUUGCCACUGGAGACUGGCCAACACAGAUCGACAUAGCCCAAGUGAUUUGUUUGGGCUUGGUAGCAUUACAGCAUCGCGGUCAGGAAUCCGCGGGCAUUGUAACGAGUUUGGGAAAGUGUUCCAAAAAUUUUAAUGUGCACAAAGGCAUGGGCAUGAUCAAUAAUUUGUUUAAUGAUGACUCGAUUAGAAAGCUUAAGGGCAAUUUAGGUAUUGGACAUACCCGCUACUCCACAGCUGCUGCUUCAGAAGUGGUCAACUGUCAACCUUUUGUAGUGCACACAGCACACGGUGCACUGGCCAUUGCACACAAUGGUGAGCUGGUCAACUGCGACACAUUGCGACGUGAGGUGCUUAACCGUGGGGUUGGUCUGUCGACACACAGUGAUAGUGAACUGAUUGCACAAAGCUUGUGUUGUGCACCAGAAGAUGUUUCAGAACAUGAUGGACCCAAUUGGCCCGCACGUAUACGUCAUUUUAUGACACUAGCACCACUCUCAUAUUCUCUUGUCGUUAUGCACAAAGAUCGGAUUUAUGCAGUGCGUGAUUCGUAUGGCAAUCGUCCGUUAUGCAUUGGUAAAAUUGUUCCAAUAACGUUGGGACAUGUGAAGCAAGAAGACGCACCAGCAGAAGGUUGGGUUGUAUCAAGCGAAAGUUGUGGUUUUCUAUCAAUUGGGGCACGUUACGUGCGUGAAGUGGAACCUGGUGAAAUUGUGGAGCUAACUAAGAACGGUUUUCGAACAGUUGAUAUAGUAGAACGACCACAAUACAAGAAAAUGGCUUUCUGUAUAUUCGAAUAUGUUUAUUUUGCACGCAGUGAUUCCACGUUUGAAGGUCAAAUGGUUUACUCAGUGCGUUUACAGUGUGGACGACAGCUGGCGCGUGAGUUCCCAAUUAAGGCCGAUAUUGUUAGUUCUGUCCCGGAAUCUGGUACAGCUGCAGCACAUGGUUUUGCAAGAGAGCUCGGACUGCAUUUUGCUGAGGUGUUGUGCAAAAAUCGUUAUGUAGGACGUACGUUUAUACAACCAUCGACUCGCUUGCGUCAACUUGGAGUAGCCAAAAAGUUUGGUGCACUUUCAGAAAAUGUGGAAGGUAAACGACUUGUGCUUAUUGAUGACUCUAUAGUACGCGGCAACACCAUUGGGCCUAUUAUUAAGCUGUUGCGUGAUGCAGGCGCUGUUGAAGUGCACAUUCGCAUAGCAAGUCCUCCACUGCAAUAUCCUUGCUAUAUGGGCAUAAAUAUACCAACGCGUGAAGAGCUUAUAGCAAAUAAAUUAAAUCCCGAUCAGUUAGCGCGUCAUGUUGGUGCGGAUAGCUUGGCUUAUCUUAGUGUGGAAGGCUUGGUCAAAGCAGUGCAAAUGAAUAAGGUAUCAGCAAAUCCUAAUAAUAGUGGUUACUGUACUGCUUGCCUGACCGGCGAGUAUCCUGGUGGACAACCUGAUGUGCUCAGUUGGUAGAAUGUAUAAUACUCGUAUAUCACAUUUAUUAGAAUAUCAAUGACUUUAA
Teleopsis dalmanni is the source of this 1828-nucleotide messenger RNA. Its product is annotated as amidophosphoribosyltransferase. The transcript is spliced from 5 exons. The record is from RefSeq and is a predicted model, not a curated record. The coding region runs from base 100 to 1779 and encodes 559 amino acids. Lineage: Eukaryota; Metazoa; Arthropoda; Insecta; Diptera; Diopsidae. Gene Ontology annotation, biological process: purine nucleotide biosynthetic process; purine nucleobase biosynthetic process. Gene Ontology annotation, molecular function: amidophosphoribosyltransferase activity.